Molecule: messenger RNA, 1372 nt
Organism: Selaginella moellendorffii
Lineage: Eukaryota; Viridiplantae; Streptophyta; Lycopodiopsida; Selaginellales; Selaginellaceae
Product: UDP-D-apiose/UDP-D-xylose synthase 2
Exons: 9
Coding region: 49-1281 (410 amino acids)
Molecular function (GO): carboxy-lyase activity
Source: RefSeq, a predicted model, not a curated record
GCGCGGGGGCGCGGCAUUGCCCGGAUCUGUGGCAGCAGGCUGGCAUCCAUGGCGGCGAGGCUAGAUCUGGAUGGACAGGUGAUAGAGCCGCUCAAGAUUUGUAUGAUAGGAGCUGGGGGAUUCAUCGGCUCGCAUCUGUGCGAGAAGCUCAUGUGGGAGACGCAGCAUUCGGUGCUGGCGAUUGAUGUCUACAGCGACAAAAUCCAGCAUUUGCUGGAGCCAGGGCAAUCUUGGAGCAGCCGGAUUGAGUUCCACAGGAUCAAUAUCAAGCACGAUUCGCGGCUCGAGGGGCUUAUCAAGCUCGCCGACCUGACUAUCAAUCUAGCGGCAAUUUGCACACCGGCAGACUAUAACACGCGGCCGCUCGACACGAUCUACAGUAAUUUUAUUGACGCAUUGCCAGUGGUUAGAUAUUGCUCGGACAACAACAAGCGCUUGAUCCAUUUUUCUACGUGCGAAGUGUAUGGAAAAACGAUUGGAAGCUUUUUGCCCGAGGACAGUUCCUUGAGGAAGGACCCGAGUUACUACGUCCUUAAGGAGGACGAGUCUCCUUGCAUUUUUGGCCCGAUUGAGAAGCAGCGAUGGUCGUAUGCUUGUGCAAAGCAGCUGAUCGAGCGUGUCAUCUAUGCCGAGGGAGCAGAGAACGGCCUUGAAUUCACAAUCGUACGUCCCUUCAACUGGAUUGGGCCACGGAUGGAUUUUAUUCCCGGGAUCGAUGGGCCAAGCGAAGGCGUACCAAGAGUUUUGGCUUGCUUCAGUACGAACUUGCUCAAGAGCGAGCCUCUGAAGCUCGUCGAUGGUGGACAAUCACAACGGACGUUCGUCUACAUCAAGGAUGCCAUUGACGCGGUGAUGCGUAUGGUGGAAAAUCCACAACGAGCAAAUGGUUACGUGUUCAACGUCGGCAACCCAGACAAUGAAGUCACAGUUAGAGAACUUGCUUUGAUGAUGACCGAGGCAAGUGUUGUUUUUAAAACGUUCUUUCAGUUUCCCAGGCUUAUCUUCAUACUUCUCAUUGGUGCCACACAGGUGUACACAAAAGUUAGCGGCAGGCCGCAGCUGGACGAGCCCACAAUCGACGUGAGCUCGAAGGAGUUUUACGGGGAGGGAUACGAUGACAGCGACAAGCGCAUUCCAGACAUGACGAUCAUCAAGAAGCAACUGGAGUGGGAACCCAAGACAUCUCUGUUCGAUCUCUUGGAAUCGACGCUGACUUACCAGCACAAGACUUAUGCCCGAGCGAUGCAGCAACUAUUGUCCAAGUCCCUCCCCACCGCCUAAUGAUUUCAUUCGAAGAGAGCAGGCUAUGGCUUUGUCGUCGCGAAGAGGAAGAAAGAAAGAAGCAAUAAAGCGUUUUUACAAAGAAUAAAAA